CGUCACUACAUGCAAGUAUGAAUAUCACUGUACUUUGUGCACAUGACAAUAAACCCGACAUGAAAUGAUAUAAUAAAGGAAUCAAAGCGCAUAACAAGCUGCAAACCUGGCGAGGAGGGCGUGCCACUGGCCCGUGAAAACGUCACAUCACAGCACGCUCAGCUGUCCUGCUGCAGGAACAAGUGACUAAAAAAAAAAGCCGGGAGGGCGGAGCUUCUGUUAAAUCCUACGUUUCUCUUUCUCGCGCUCCCUUUUUUACAGUUUGCUUCGCUACUCUUCAUGCACAUGAGCUAACGUCGCAAUGGCCGAAGAACUGUACACAAAACAACGGACUCUAGAAAUGCGCAAGAGCCUUAUCGGGGCCUCCUGUAAAUUGUUUUAUUCAGAUGAUCCUGUGAAGAUAAUGAGGGCCAAAGGGCAGUACUUGUACGAUGAACAAGGAAGACGCUACUUGGAUUGCAUCAGUAAUGUCCACCAUGUUGGACACAGUCAUCCAGCUGUGGUUAAAGAGGCUUCACAACAGAUGGAAUUGCUGAACACCAAUGCACGGUUUCUGCAUGACAACAUUGUCCAGUACGCACAAAGACUAUCUGAAACACUCCCUGAGAAGCUGAACGUCUUUUACUUCUUAAAUUCAGGUUCAGAAGCAAAUGAUCUUGCCCUCCGUUUGGCUCGUCAGUACACACAUCAUAAAGAUGUCAUUGUUUUGGAUCACGCAUAUCAUGGGAACCUUACCUCACUAAUUGAUAUCAGCCCUUACAAAUUCAGAAAUCUUGAUGGCCAGAAAAAAUGGGUUCAUGUGGCCCCACUGCCUGACACCUAUAGAGGAAAAUAUCGAGAAGGUCACCAAAACGUGGCCCAGGCCUAUGCAGAUGAAGUGAAAUGCCUGAUAGAUAAUGCUGACAAGAAAGGCAGAAAGAUUGCAGCAUUUUUUGCUGAGUCUUUGCCAAGCGUUGGAGGGCAAAUCAUAUUGCCAACUGGUUACUUUCAAAGAGUAGCUGAGUAUGUGCGGGCUGCAGGAGGGGUCUUUGUGGCUGAUGAAGUCCAAGUGGGGUUCGGUAGAAUUGGAAAACACUUUUGGGGUUUCCAGUUGCAAGGCGAAGAGUUUACCCCUGAUAUCGUCACGAUGGGCAAGCCCAUUGGAAAUGGACAUCCCAUUGCGUGUGUAGCAACGACGCAGGAAAUUGCCAGCACGUUUUGUGCAACAGGAGUGGAGUUUUUUAAUACGUUUGGAGGCAACCCCGUGUCGUGUGCCAUUGGUCUGGCUGUGUUAGACGUCAUUGAAAAAGAACAACUGCAGGAAAAUGCAAUUAAAGUCGGCGACUUUUUCAUGAAACUAAUGAAUGACUUGAAAGAGAAGCAUCCAGUCAUCGGCGAUGUUAGGGAGUCAAGUCUCUUCUGUCAAAGCCCAUUGCAGCAGUCCUUGUCUGAUUUUGGGCUAUACGAGAAAUAAAUUGUUGUUAUCAAAAGAGAUUGUGAAAUGAACAGAGGAGACAUACUAGAGGAAAAAGAUGGUACAUUCUGCAAUUUAUACUCCAAACCAGCCCACGAGGUCACCAAACAGCCUGUUGGGCGACUUAAAACAAAGAAGAUGAAAUUACUUGAGUGGCCCAGUUAAAGUCCUGACUUCAAUCCCACUUAAAAUCCAUGGCAGGAAUUCAGGAUAGCUGGACAGCUUCCUUCCCUAAGAAACCAGCAGCUUUUGGAGAGCAAUUUUUGGAAGGAAGUGUGGGCGAUUAUUAAAUCUGCAAAAUGUGAAAAACUGCUUACCAUAAUAGACUUGAGGCUGAAAUUACAAUACUGAAUGUCUAAGGACUAAAAGGGGAGGAUAUGUGUCAGAGAUGGAUGUCUCAGUUUUGCAUUUUUAUAUAUUUUCUUUGAUUAGCAAAAUGGCUUAUCAUAAUUUUAACACGUACUGUAUAUAAAAGUCAAACAAUCUCAUAUUAAUACUAGCUGACAUACCCAGCGUUGCCCUGGGGGAAAAUAAAGUGUUUUUUUUAAAUUGUUUCAGAAAAAUAGGAUAAAAAAAACACAGUUUUAAAAAUAAAA
Molecule: messenger RNA, 2049 nt
Organism: Polypterus senegalus (gray bichir)
Lineage: Eukaryota; Metazoa; Chordata; Cladistia; Polypteriformes; Polypteridae
Gene: phykpl
Product: 5-phosphohydroxy-L-lysine phospho-lyase
Exons: 10
Coding region: 302-1453 (383 amino acids)
Cellular component (GO): mitochondrion
Molecular function (GO): pyridoxal phosphate binding; transaminase activity
Source: RefSeq, a predicted model, not a curated record